AUGGAAUUGAAUACCUAUAACAAUAUUAAUUCUACAUAUAAAUUAUUUCAAACUCCAUUAACUAGUGCAUUAAAUCAUGACAAAAAAGUAGUGGAGAAAAUAGAUAAGGACCAUGUUGUCCAACUUUUUUAUAUAUUAACUAUUAUGAUUUUAAAAUAUGUAUUUAAACGCGUGAAUAAGGAUAUUAAGAAAAAGAAAAGGACAAAAAAAUGCUGUAAGGCACUAAAAUAUGUUAAUACUAAUGAAGUUGAUACUAUAUUAAAGAAGGAUGUAAAUGGUGAAUACGCAAAUACUCAAGAGAUGGUAGAACAAAAAAAAAAUGAAUGCGAUUUAAAAUAUACAAGGGUUAGAAUUUUAAAUGAAUUGUUUAAAGAAAUAGAACAUAAAUGUAAAGAUCCAAAAAAAGAGCACAAUAUAAAAAAUAAGGAGAAGGAAGAAGAUGAAAAAGUUAAGGUGAAUGAAGAACAUUGUGCAGAAGAAAAAGAGAAAAAUAAACAUAAGUGCAAUGAUAAAGAAAAGGAAAAGCAUAAAAAUAAAGAUCAUGAUAAAGACAACAUUAAAGAUAAAGGUAAAGAUAAAGAUAGCGAUAAAUGUAAAGAUAGCGACAAAUCUAAAGAUAGCGACAAAUGUAAAGACAGCGAUAAAUAUAAAGACAGCGAUAAAUGUAAAAACAGCGAUAAAUAUAAAGACAGCGAUAAAUGUAAAAACAGCGAUAAAUAUAAAGACAGCGACAAAUGUAAAGACAGUGACAAAUGUAAAGACAGUGACAAAUGUAAAGACAGCGAUAAAGACAAAAGUAAAGAUAGCGAUAAAGACAAAAGUAAAGAUAAAGAUAAAGACAAAGGUAAAGAUAAAGAAAAAGAUAAGUCAAAAGAAAUAAUUCUACAAGAAGGUACGGAAGAAAAACGAUUAAUAGAAAAAGGUGUAGAAAAAUUUCAAUCAGGAAUGAAAAAAAUAAAAGAAUGGAUGGAAGGUAUAGAUAAAACUAAUAAUGAUAUUCCAAAUUUAUUAGUUACAGUUAAUAAAGAAAUUGAGGUACCUCAUGGAAAAGUUCAAGAAUUUGAAGAAGGAAUAGAAUUGUUUGAAGAAGGAGUAAAAUUACUUAAAGGAAGUGCAGGAUUGGAAGAAGAUGGAAGUGAAAUAAAUGAAAUAGAAAUUGUUUUUGAAAAACCAAAUAUUACAGAUGAAGAAAAAAAAAAGAAAAAAAAACAGCUAGUAGAAAAUUGGAUUAAUGAUAUAAAUAAAAUGGUUGAUACGGAAGUUCAUAAAAUUAUAUCAGAAAUAGAAAACGAUAAUGAUGACAUGUCACAUUACUUAGAAGAAAAUAUUGAAUCUUAUGAAAUGUCUAGUCAAGAAAUGAUGCUAACAAAAACUAAAGCAUAUAAUAAUAUGUCAGAAGUGACACAAAUGAAUGAGCAAAAUUUUAAUCAACAUUCAAAUGUAAAUACCUAUGAAAAUAUAAAUACAAAUACAAAUGUAAAUUUAUUUAACAAUUUCAGUACAAAUAUAAUUCCUCAAGAUCUUUUACAUAACCAUUCAAGUGAAAAUACAAAUUCUGAAGAAGAUUUAAAUAAUAGUUUAAAUGCAUAUGGAAAUAAUGACAAAGAUGUAAAUAAAAUGGAAGGACAUAAACUAAAUAUAUUUGAACGUAAAAGUAAAGCAUGGAAUGAAUGGAAAAAAAAUACAGAAAUAGAAUGGGCAUCGUUUAUGCAAUUGGAACAAGAAAAGAAAAGGAAAUUCAUAAAUAAAAAAAUUAAAGAUUGGGAAGAAUGGUUUCCAACAAUAUAUAAUAAUUGGCUAGCUUAUGUUAAUAACUUGGAAGAAGAUUUUAUGCAUGAUAAAUGGGAAUUUUGGUUAAAUUGGAAAAAAAAUGAUUGGGAAAAGUUGAUAGACUCUGAGUGGACCAAACAAAUGGAAAUAAAAUUUAGAGAAUUUAUGAGAACAGCAGAAAGUAGUUUAAAACAAAAACAAAUGAAACGUUGGAGUGUAUGGAAAUCUAAUAAAUGGAAUGGUUUAAAUGGAUGGAAAAAAAUAGAUUGGAAUUUUGAAGGUGAUGAUAUGUGGAUAAAUCAAUAUACUGCUGUACAAAAUGAAAACAAAUUGAAAUGGCAAGAAUUAUCUAUACAAGAAGACAUCGAAUGGUUAGAUUGGGUAAAAGAAAAAGAAAGUUAUAUGAAUAAUAAACAAUGCAUGGUAUGGGAAACAUGGAAAGAAGAAAAAAGAAUAUGGUUUGAAAAAUAUAUUAAUAUAAUUAAGAAGGAUUGGUUAGAUCAUAAACCAUGGAAAAUUUGGAAAGUACAAAGAAAUAAAAUGUUUCAACCUAUCGAAAGUUCAGAAAAUGAAGAAUUAUAUGAUAUAGAGCAUAAUGAAAAGCUAGCUGUUUUGUUUGAAUAUUAA
Plasmodium adleri (nom. inval.) is the source of this 2397-nucleotide messenger RNA. RefSeq names its product tryptophan-rich antigen, putative. The coding region runs from base 1 to 2397 and encodes 798 amino acids. The transcript has 2 exons. The record is from RefSeq and is a predicted model, not a curated record. Lineage: Eukaryota; Apicomplexa; Aconoidasida; Haemosporida; Plasmodiidae.